UGAGCUUGGUAUUUUCUCACCAAAGACGAACGGCCACACGCAAGCAGUGAAAAUCCCAAUGAAACGAGAAAUCUAAUAAGUUUUAAGCCUGAAAGUGUUGCAAUUGUUGGUGCAUUUAGCGAUUUAAAGAUAAAGAAUUUCAUAACAAUUGACCGCUGAGCCAGAAAACCCAAAAACUCCUUACAUUUAGCCAUUAAACAUUAAAAAUCAACGGCUGUGCAGCAGCAGGAAGAAGAGGAAGAGAGGUGCGUGGUGCGUAGUUAGUGCGAAAUUGCGUAUUAGGAAAGAAAACAACAAGCAGGGCUGCAAAAGCAACCAAGAAACAUUUCGCAAUAAACUAACAAACGAGAAACAACUCCCACGCAUUGUUGUAUACGCAGUGUGAAUACGUGAAACUGGUUACAUGGGUCCGACAGAUCAAGAUUGGAUUGGCUGUGCGGUGUCUAUAGCCUGCGACGAGGUUCUGGGUGUUUUUCAGGGCCUGAUCAAGCAGAUCUCCGCCGAGGAAAUCACCAUCGUACGGGCUUUCCGGAACGGUGUACCGCUUCGCAAGCAGAAUGCAGAGGUGGUCCUCAAGUGCACGGAUAUCCGCAGCAUCGAUCUCAUCGAGCCCGUAAAGCAGGAUGUAGAUGGCCACACGGCCCCGCCACCGGUGAUCAACAAACCAACGCCCGUCAAGCUGCCCCACUUUUCCAAUAUCCUGGGCAAGCAACAGCAGCUCCAACUUCAGCAGCAGCAACAACAGAAGCAGCGAUUCCAGGAGCAGGAUCAGGAACUUGAUCUCUCAUCCACGCCGCGCUCAAGGACUAACGGCUAUGUGCGAGAAACUGCAGGAGCAGCACCACCAGUACCAGUCGCAUCAGGUUCUUUGGAGGCACGUGGCUCGAAGUUCAUCGAUAGCUUGCGACAUAUAAGACUCCUCGAGACCAACCAAAGAACACCGCAAACAUCCUGUGCGUCCAGUGCACAGCAACAGCCGCAGAUGUCGACGACCCCGAACAGUGUGGCCGCCUUCUUUGGCAAUAUGAUUCCGACGAAAGUGGAGGUUAAAAUGGGCGCCUACGUGGGCAAUACGAGAGAGAGCUACUGCAGCAGCAGCGGGGAUAGUGGCGAGGUGGCUGGGCUGUCUGUGGGAAGCAGCAAACCCAUAGAUAUCGUCAGCAAUGGGGAUGGCUUCUAUAAGCAAACGGCAGCUUCCAGCUACGGAAAUGCAAAUGGCAAUGGCAGAAGGAAUGGCAAUGUUAACAACAAUGUAAAUGGCAACGGAAACGGAUCUUACACCAAUGGAAAUGGCAACGGCAAUGGAAAGAACAAGCGAAACAGGGUUCGUAGGGAGAGCAGCAUGCGCCAGCAACAUGUGCAGCAGACUUUUGGCAGCGAAGCGGAUGACCCACUGAUCCACGAGGAUUUCGAUUUUGAGGGCAAUCUGGCGUUAUUCGACAAGCAGGCCAUUUGGGAUGAUAUCGAGUCUACGCACCAAAAACCAGACGUAGUGCGACACUUAGUGAACAAUCAUCAUCAUCAGCCGGAGCAGAAGUACCGGCACGACGAGAAUAUCCUGGCCAGCAAGCCUUUGCAGCUUCGCCAGAUCGAGAGUAUCUUUGAUGGCAGUCAGGACUUUGUGACGGACGAUGGACUAAUUAUCCCCACGAUUCCGGCAUACGUUCGGAAUAAAAUCGAGAUGAGUGCCGAGAAGGCGGGUCUCUCCUUGCAGAGGCAGUUAGACAUAUUGGCUCGCGGGGCCAGUGACCUGGCCAUCACAUUGCUAGGUGGUGCCAGACGUUUGACGCCGGCCAACAAUCAUCAGUGGCCGAAGAUAGCUAUCAUCUGUGAUGGCGUUAAGAACAUGAGGACAAUUAAUAUUGGAGCAGCCACAGGUCGCCAGCUAGCUUCACAUGGCCUCACAGUGCUGCUGUAUGUGGAGCAGGCUAAACUGUUGGAGCAAAAUAGCAGCAGCGCUGAGAUUUCCUUGUUUAAGGCAACCGAUAAUGUCAUAGUUCACUCAGUAGAUGCUUUGCCCACGCCAGAUCUUGUGAUAUUAUCGACUAACACCGCAAAUCUAUCCGAUGCGAUCAGGAAAUGGCUCAGCGUGAAUCGCGCUUCGGUGCUUGCCAUCGAUCCGCCGCCGUGUGGCAUUAAUGAUGUGGCUAUCAAGUACUCAAUACUACCCAUACUACCAUUAAAUGGCAUAUCAACAGCAACAUCAUCAUCAUCCUCUUCGGCUGCCGCCACACCAACUCCCAUUGCUAGCACUUCGGCAGCGGCAGCGGCAACGGCAACCAAAUCAGGAGUAGUAGCAGCAACAUCAACGAACAAUUGUGGCAAAUUGUAUUUAUGUAAUCUAGGUAUACCGGAUAAAUUCUAUCGUGAUUGUGGCAUUAAGUACAAAAGUCCAUAUGGACAUAAAUAUGUGAUACCGAUUCACUCAAAGGACUGAAACAACGACAACAACAAAAACAAAAACACCAACAUUUACAACAGCAAUCAAACUGUAGCAUCAGAAAUACAAGCAAAACAUUAAAACAAAAGAACAAGCACACACAACAAUAACAAUGACACACCCGCACACUUGUGAUGAUCAUCAAGUCCAGUUUCCUGUGAAUCUAGCUCUUAGUAGUCUUCUCUCAUAUAUUACUAAAGUUAAACUUUUUGUUCUACGGCGCGUACAGAUAUAGUUUUUAGGUUAGUUCAUGCAUCAGCCCCUAAAAUAUGCCUAGUUAUUAUAUAUAUUUUUUCAGAAAUAAUUCAAAGCUGCCCCGGCCAAGUGCCAAAUUAUGAUUAGUUUUCAACUUGUACCCUUUAGAUUAUUUUUUUUUUCAAUUUUAACAAAAUUUAUUUUUGUACAGCCCUAUGCUCUGAAAGCUAGUCCAGCAUUUACAAGUUUCAAAAGCUUUAGUUUAGGCGCACACUUUAAGAAAUUUUCAAAAACAUUUAGUCCAAAAUUCAAAACCCCAUCAGAAUUAUGACAGAUGCUAUGGCCUUAUUUUGAUUUGUAUUCCCUGUCCUUCCCGCAAGUGGUCUUCAUAUACGUAAUCAACAAAUCAGGCGAUAAAUUGUUUGUAAAUAACUAUACAAUUCUAUGGGGAAUGCUAAGAUCAUGUUAAUUAUUAUCAAGUAUGCGCAAUAAAUGCCAAAUUCAAUGUCUAAUUUUAAGAAUAAAAUCAACAGCAAAAGCAACAACUAUUGUACGAUGUAAUAUGGAAUACAAAUCCAAGUAUAAAUCAAAUCAAAUAGUUAAGUUAGUUUCGUAAGCAUAAAAAGUGUUUAAACCUUUAACAGACCAUAACAAACAAAACAACAAUGAUAACAUGAGAAAAACUUUAUAUUAUAUAUAGACGUAUUUAAGAUGUGUCUUUAAGCAAAACUAAACAAAGUCGAGAGCAUAAUUUUUUACCCAUCGAAUACUAAAGAGAAACCACAACACAAUACUUAUACUCUAAACUGUAGAACGAUGAAUUUUAUAUAAGAUUAAAUCCAAUCUAAUAGUGCAAAAUUUUAGAAGGUUGCGACUCAGCAAGUCAACCAAAAACUCAAACAAACAAACAAACAACCCAAAUGAAAACUACUUGUUGUAUAAAUAAUAACUAUAAUUGUAAAGAUACCAACAACACACGUAGAUUCUAAAUUCCAAUCAUGUUGAUGAUCAUCUGCAAAAUCAAUUUCCAAAAACCAUCAAUUUAUAUUGUAAAAAGAGAGUUGAAUGCGGAUUAAUCGGCCGAUAGGCGGAUCCCGCAAUGACUGUUUUGCGUAAGGAUUAGUAGAGAUUGACCAGACCUCAAAGGGAUGUUGGUGGAGAGCGGAUGAGAAGGUUUUCCCAAAUACCACAGUAACAACAACAGAAUUCACAACCAAACGAAUAAACACCAACACAAGAAGAACCAACAGUCCGAGAUUUUUGGUAACGCUUUAAAAAUGAUAAAAACAUCUAUUUUCGGGCCAAUUGAAAUUGUUAAACGAAGAAUGAAAAGUUAAUUUUAAAUUUAUACAUAAAAGACAAAAUUGUAAAGAAAAUUCUCUUUUGGAACAAAAAAUUAAGCAGAAAAAAGAAAGCGGAUCAAAAAAAGAAGAAAACAAAAAGAAAGUCCUUUCCAACGAAACAGCAAUAUUAAAAAAUACAAACAACACCGAGAAGCCUUCUCAUGGAAGAAAACAAA
Messenger RNA from Drosophila eugracilis, 4154 nucleotides. RefSeq names its product enhancer of mRNA-decapping protein 3 (gene Edc3). The coding region runs from base 404 to 2437 and encodes 677 amino acids. The transcript is spliced from 5 exons. Gene Ontology annotation, molecular function: mRNA binding. Lineage: Eukaryota; Metazoa; Arthropoda; Insecta; Diptera; Drosophilidae. Gene Ontology annotation, cellular component: P-body. The record is from RefSeq and is a predicted model, not a curated record. Gene Ontology annotation, biological process: P-body assembly; deadenylation-independent decapping of nuclear-transcribed mRNA.